CGGUGGAACGGGGAAUAUGGCGUCGGUCUCGGCCGAGACUCCAGCCAGCCAUGGGCACAGCUUCAGUAAGAAAACGUUUCACAAGCCGACGUACUGCCAUAGCUGCACGGACAUGCUCUGGGGCCUCAUACAGCAGGGGUACAUCUGCGAAGUGUGUAACUUCGUGGUGCACGACCGCUGUCUCAAGGCCGUCGUCUCUCCCUGCUCCAGCAUCGCGGCAAACCUGAUUAAGAAUCCGGUUGCACAUUGUUGGUCCGGACAAGUACAUCGUAAAAGAAAAUUCUGCAACGUCUGUCGGAAACGAUUGGAUGACAAUCUGUCCAUACACUGCGAAAUAUGCGAGUACUUCGUGCACAUAGAAUGCCAAGACUUCGCGGUGGCAGAUUGCAAGGAAAAUGCCACAUACCUACCUGGUAAGGAUCUGUCAGCAGUGAAGCACACUCAUCAUUGGCGAGAAGGCAAUCUUCCGAGCAGCUCGAAAUGCGCUGUAUGCAAGAAGAGUUGUUUUACUGCUGAGUGCCUUGGCGGGUUUCGUUGCGAGUGGUGCGGCAUGACGUUGCACGCGUAUUGUUACAAGAAUAUUCCUCAAGAAUGCACUUUUGGUAACUUGGAACCAAUUUACCUGCCGCCACAUGCAGUUAGUAUUCCGCGUACCGAAGUUCCCAUGGAAGCCAUUAUCGGAGUAGAAGUGCGUCGUAGAGAAGUGCUGGCGCGUGAGUAUUCUUGCCAUAACAUCGGAGAGCGAUUCGAUUUCGCUGAGAGUGAACAAAAUGGGGCUGCAGGCCGCCUAGCCGAAGCUUUGAGGCGCCUUUCGCUAGUUUUGCCACGUAGCUGCCAUGGAAAUUGUCAUGCUUCCCCUCCUUAUGUUCGAGCGCGAAGCAUAUCAGAGGAAUUUGGUAGCGAUUCAAGGUAUCGUGACAAUGGAGAACCGGCACAGGGUGCAGCGCAUGGCCGUGAUCCGCGUUCUCCUAAAGAGAAAGAAGAUAAAGAUAGAGGUGACGAAGAAAUGAUUAAAGUGUACGAUGGCAACAGUUCUUUAAGGCGAAGGAUAUUUCGGGUAAUUUCGGUACCCAGGCAGGCUACGACGGAGCAGGUUCUCACAUUGGCACUGCGCGCAUUUCACAUCACAAAAGAUCCUAAUAACUUUUACUUAACUGACCUGUAUGCCGCGGAAGAAACUGAAUUAUGUGACCCAACGCCUGUUUUAAAUUUAACUCGCAAAGAAGGCAAACGUCCGGCUGUUUUCUUGCGAUUUAAAGAUAAUGACAGCGGAGAGGUACGGGUUUAUCCCGGCAAAUUGCAGGUAUCAGAGUCAUUCUGUACAGUACCUGUCACCGAAGCAACAACCGUUGCAGACUUAAUAAAUGAGGCAUUGGAAAAGUUUGGUUUACAAAAUUUUACUUGUGAUGACUUUAGAUGCAGUGAAAUUCUUUUAGACCGUGGUGUAACGGAAAGAGUUUUGUCUUGGGAUGAAAGACCUUGGGAUAUUGUUAAAAAGUUGGGAAAAGAUUCUAUUAGACAAAUGGAAUUGAUGCGAUUCUAUUUACAACUGAAGCAAGAUCCCCAUGGACCUAACUUGGCUUUAUUCGUGGGUAACUUACCGCAAAAUCUUUCUGAAAGAAGUUAUGAAAAUAUGUUAACAGAAUUUUUAGGAAAAGAAAAUAGAUUUUCAUCAAUUGGCCCAAUUUAUUAUGAAUACGGUUCGGUAGUUAUUAUAUUCGAAGAUUUGGAUACGGCAGUUAGAGCGUUAUAUACGUUACGAGAAACAAAAUAUGAAGAUAAACAUCUUUUAGUAAUGAUUUUACCGAGUAUCGAGCCAAGUAUGAUACCGACGGGCGUUCAACCAUUGCUCGUGUUUGUAAAUGUAAAAUCUGGCGGCUGUCAAGGACUUCAGCUAAUUUCUAGUUUUCGUAAACUAUUAAAUCCUUAUCAAGUGUUCGAUCUUGAAAAUGGCGGACCUCUCCCCGGACUUUACGUUUUUCGUCAUAUAAAAGACUACAAGAUAUUAGUUUGUGGUGGAGAUGGAACGAUAGGCUGGGUAUUACAAUGUUUAGAUAAUGUGGGUCAGGAUAGUCAAUGUUCUUCUCCCGCCUGCGCUAUUGUACCUCUGGGAACAGGAAACGAUCUUGCUCGUGUAUUAUGUUGGGGUUCAGGAUAUACAGGUGACGAGGAUCCAUUAAACCUAUUGCGAGACGUUAUCGAUGCAGAAGAAAUAAUAUUGGAUAGAUGGACUGUAGUUUUUCAUCCAGAAGAGAAGGAACAAACUCAAGUAGUUUGUAACGCUGCGGCUUCUCAGCAGGUAGCAUCGCGCCAUUUGCAUAUUACAGGUGCUGGUACAACUAGCGAAGACAAUACACAAAUAUAUGUAAUGAACAAUUAUUUUGGCAUUGGUAUCGAUGCGGAUUUAUGUCUGGACUUUCAUAAUGCGAGAGAGGAAAAUCCAAAUAAGUUCAAAAGCAGAUUACGAAAUAAGAGCGUGUACGUAACGAUGGGCUUACGUAAAAUGGUCAAACGUAAACCGUGCAAAGAUUUACAUAAAGAAAUUCGAUUAGAAGUAGAUGGUAAAUUGGUCGAGUUACCACAAGUUGAAGGAAUAAUUAUUCUGAACAUUUUAAGUUGGGGUUCUGGUGCUAAUCCUUGGGGACCAGAUACCAAAGAAGAUCAAUUUUAUACACCGAAUCAUUGGGACGGCAUGUUGGAAGUUGUUGGAGUCACGGGCGUUAUGCAUCUUGGACAAAUACAGUCGGGUUUACGUACGGCUAUGAGAAUAGCGCAGGGCGGACAUAUAAAAAUUCACUUAAACUCAGACAUACCUGUACAAGUAGACGGUGAACCAUGGGUUCAGAGUCCCGGAGACAUCGUAGUCUUGAAAUCAGCGCUCAAGGCUACCAUGUUGAAGAAAAGUAAGAUCAAGCGUCGCAAUACCGAACCGUCGAUUCUACCUGCUAAUGGGGAGGGGGGCAAGAGCACGGACGAGUAAUCCAACUAUACCACAACUUACAACCGUUUGUUUUAAUCGUAUCUCGUAAGAUGCGCGACAUCACCACCUAGACUCCUCGACGCGCACGAGCGGAAUGCACGCGCGAGAAAGGAGUCUCGGUGUGACAAACAUGCCAUCUGAAACAAUUCCACUUAUACAAAGAAAAAAGACAGAAACAGGAUAGAAUGAAAAAGAAACCUUGAUCCCUCCUCGUUGAUGCAUGUAAAACCGAUCCUCGAUCGAAUUCCUCGUGAUACCUUCUCGAUGCCUCGAUCCAAUGCAGCUAGCUCGAGCUUGUAAUGUGUGAAUUAGACGCAUUAUUAUCGGAUAGUAGUGUUAGCUUUACAAAAGAACGUUUCUUAUCUUUUCUUUUUCUACGUAUAAGUUAACUGUAAGUUUGUAAUUUCCAUUUUCUAUUUCUAUUUCUAUUUAUACUUCUAUUUUGUCAGCGGUAGUGACUGACAUUUUUAUCGAUUGCUCCUUUGUGUGCUCCCUGAUCCUGUCCCUUCCUAGGCUACGAUGCUGAAGAAGACUAAGGGUAAAAUGAAGCGGCGUAACACGGAAUCUAGCAUGCAAUUGGCGCUUCAAGCUGCACCAUCGAGCGAUCCGGACGAAGACCUCUUCUGAGUGAACAAACAUUAUGUGAAAGUGAUCGAACAUGUUGCGGUAACGCAAGACACGUAGCCACAUAGAGAAACUUGAUCGACUAGCGUAUGUAACAAAACAAAAAUCGGCCUCGAAUUAUUCCGACAGCGUUUGCGCUGUACGAACUUAAUAUAAAUACAACGCGAAAAACACAAAAUAACACUCAUGAAAGCAAGAGGGACGGGUAGAUAAGGAUUUCAAAUACACACAUAUAUACAGCAUAAAUUAUCGACUCAAUGAUUGUUAAUGUUUAUUCUUACAUUAAUAGAAAAUGAAAAUAGAUUUCAUUUUUAAAUGUUAAUAAUUCUAGUACUAUAUGCGUAGCUUUUAUCGAUCAAUAUUUUUUAGUAAAAUUAUAAUAGACUUUAACACACACGGUAACACAUUAUUACACAUACACGUACACGCACAUAUUAACCAGUAUCGGAAGAAUUAACACGCUUUAUGCGUACUUACGACGAUGUUGAUUUCCAUUUACGUCCCAAGCUUGGUAGUCCAGAAAAAAAGGAGGUCGUAAUGUAUAUUACGUUUCGUAUGGUAUUUUACCGAUCUAUACAGUAUUACGAUACGAAACGUGUAUCACACGAUGUAAAACGCAAACAGGUCAGUUGUUAAUAAUAUAUAUAUAUAUAGAGAAUAUUUAUGAUUAAAUAUUAAUAUAUUUACAUAAUAUUGUAUUAGUAUUACGAUAUUAAGUUGUGAUAAUUGUUAUGUAUGUCUGACUGCUGGGCAGUCUGGAAUUCGCUGAGAACCAGUGGCAGUCAGUUUUUUCUAGGAUACGGUUAAGAAGAAGGAUUAAAAAAAAACAAACAGAUUAAUGUAACUUUCGUAACGAUAAGACCGCAUUGCGAACGAAGUGCUUUGCCGAUCCGUCUCAAUGACGAGAAAAAUGUAGCGGAUAAAAGAUGCGAUAUGUAACAUAUAUGUCAAAGAAUCGGAUUGGCAAUGUACUGACCACAUCACCUGCUCUGACAGGCUCCUAUAACGACGGAAGCGGUAUCAUACACAUUCCAUUGUAACAUGAAGGGCGAAGGACUUGGACGCAAAAAAGAUAUGUAUAUUUAUAAAACUAUGCCAAAAGAGAAGAGGAAGAGGAUCUUGUAAUAUGCUAAUGCACUUAAACAUCAUCGGCAUGCGUCGUUCGCAAUUGAAGCGUUCGUGAUGGGCAACGAUUGGGGACAGGAUCAUGCGAAUCGAAGGCAAUAUUGUUUCACGAGCUUCCAAGGUUUCGAUCCUUGGUGCACUGAUACGAAUCAUCGAGUGCUAUCAUUGAUCACCGAGCGUUCGCUGACAAGUACCGUUUACCUAAUGUCACUCUUGGAUACACGGGCGUACGUUCACAUUGGAUCUUCGCUGGCAUACGAUUUGGAGGAGAAAAAAAAGAAACGAAAGGAAAAGACGCGACAACUUCGGUGCCAAACAAUUGUAUAUAAUAUUAUAAAUGUAGGGACUACAUAUAAGAUUAUUCGCCAGUUAAUCGCGAUGGCAUUUAAUGCGACGGACGUGAGAGAAAGUAAUGCGCCGAGUACUUUCUUAACAUUAAAAGUAUUCUUUGGGAAAGGGGAGGGGGGAAACUCUUUUGAAUUACGUACACAUUGCGUUGUUUCGUGUAAACGUUUAACAAAACAGAAAAAAAAAA
Messenger RNA from Pogonomyrmex barbatus (red harvester ant), 5264 nucleotides. RefSeq names its product diacylglycerol kinase theta. NCBI's taxonomy places the organism in Eukaryota, Metazoa, Arthropoda, Insecta, Hymenoptera, Formicidae. Gene Ontology annotation, biological process: phospholipase C-activating G protein-coupled receptor signaling pathway. Gene Ontology annotation, cellular component: membrane. Gene Ontology annotation, molecular function: RNA binding; ATP-dependent diacylglycerol kinase activity. The record is from RefSeq and is a predicted model, not a curated record.